UUUGUUUUUUUACAUUCACAGGAGCGUCCCGGACCUCGACAGGAUGAUGGCCAUGGCGUUGUUUUCUUUCUCUAUCUCGCUCCUUGGUUUUAUGCCAGCUCCCAUUCUGUUCGGGUACGUCAUAGAUGGCACAUGCAAGAUCUGGAAGAGCACGUGCGGAAACCGUGGGGCGUGCCAGCUUUACGAUCUGCCCAGUCUCCGGUACUGGCUGAAGGGCUUGGAGUGUGGGUUCAGAAUCGUCGGCCUCUUGUUUUACAUAAUUGCCUACAUCGUCGCCAGGUACGUGCAGAGUAAGGACGACAGUGUGGAACUGAAGAUCAAGACCUAUAAAAAGACCGAAGACGAAAUUAAAGAAGAAGACAUAUUUACGAUUUCAAGACUCUAGCGUGUCGAAAUUAAAGAAGACAUAUUUACUAUUUCUAGACUCCAGCGUGUCGAAAUUAAAGAAGACAUAUUUACCAGUUCAAGACUACAGCGUGUCGAAAUUAAAGAAGACAUAUUUACCAUUUCAAGACUCUAGUGUGUGGAAAUUAAAGAAGAAGACAUAUUUACCAUUUUAAGACUUUAGCGUGUGGAAAUUAAAGAAGACAUAUUUACCAUUUCAAGACUCUAGCGUGUCGAAAUUAAAGAAGAAGACACAUUUAUCAUUUCAAGACUACAGCAUGUCGAAAUUAAAGAAUAAGACAUAUUUACUAUUUCUAGACUCUAGCGUGUCGAAAUUAAAGAAGACAUAUUUACCAUUUCAAGACUCUAGCGUGUGGAAAUUAAAGAAGACAUAUUUACCAUUUCAAGACUCUAGCGUGUCGAAAUUAAAGAAGAAGACACAUUUAUCAUUUCAAGACUACAGCAUGUCGAAAUUAAAGAAGAAGACAUAUUUACUAUUUCUAGACUCUAGCUUGUCGAAAUUAAAGAAGACAUAUUUACCAUUUCUACACUCUAUCGUGUCAAAAUUAAAGAAGAAAACAUAUUUACUAUUUCUACACUCUAGCGUGUCGAAAUUAAAGAAAACAUAUUUACUAUUUCUAGACUCUAGCUUGUCGAAAUUAAAGAAGACAUAUUUACCAUUUCUACACUCUAUCGUGUCAAAAUUAAAGAAGAAAACAUAUUUACUAGUUCUACACUCUAGCGUGUCGAAAUUAAAGAAAACAUAUUUACUAUUUCUAGACUCUAGCGUGUGGAAAUUAAAGAAGACAUAUUUACCAUUUCAAGAUUCUAGUGUGUCGAAAUUAAAGAAGAAGACACAUUUAUCAUUUCAAGACUACAGCAUGUCGAAAUUAAAGAAGAAGACAUAUUUACUAUUUCUAGACUCUAGCUUGUCGAAAUUAAAGAAGACAUAUUUACCAUUUCUACACUCUAUCGUGUCAAAAUUAAAGAAGAAAACAUAUUUACUAUUUCUACACUCUAGCGUGUCGAAAUUAAAGAAAACAUAUUUACUAUUUCUAGACUCUAGCGUGUCGAAAUUAAAGAAGAAGACAUAUUUACAAUUUCAAGACUAUAGCAUGUUGGAAUUAAAGAAGACAUAUUUACUAUUUCUAGACUCUAGUGUGUCGAAAUUAAAGUUGAAAACAUAUUUACAAUUUCAAUACUAGAGAAUAUCGAAAUUAAAGAAGAAGACAUCUUUACCAUUGCAAGACUACAAUGUGUUGAAAUUAAGAAGAAGACAUCUUUACCAUUGCAAGACUACAAUGUGUUGAAAUUAAGAAGAAGACAUCUUUACCAUUGCAAGUCAACAAUGUGUUGAAAUUUAGAAGAAGACAUAUUUACCAUUGCAAGACUACAAUGUGUUGAAAUUAAGAAGAAGACAUAUUUACCAGUUCAAGACAACAAUGUGUUGAAAUUAAGAAGAAGACAUAUUUACCAUUGCAAGACUACAGUGUGUUGAAAUUAAAGAAGACAAAAAUUUUUACAAUUUCAAGACAAUAGCGUGUCGAAAUUUAGAAGAAGACAUCUUUACCAGUUCAAGACUACAGAGCGUUGAAAUUAAAGAAGAAGUCAUAUUUACAAUUCCAAGACAAUAGCAGGUCGAAAUUAAGAACAAGGUAUCUUUACCAGUUCAAACUACAGAGUGUUGAAAUUAAAGAAGAAGUCAUAUUUACAAUUCAAGACUAUAGCAGGUCAAUAUUGAGAAGAAGACAUCUUUACCAGUUCAAGACUAUAGCAGGUCGAAAUUAAGAAGAAGACAUCUUUACCAGUUCAAGACUAUAGCAGGUUGAAAUUAAAAAGAAGACAUCUUUACCAGUUCAAGACUUUGGCAGGUCGAAAUUAAGAAGAAGACAUCUUUGCCAGUUCAAUACUUUAGCAGGUCGUACUGUAGGCCACGGGUCUUUACCCAUUUUAUGCCGGGUGAAAGUUAUCUACGCUGUCAAGUGCUCGUUAUCUGCUGUGCUGGAAUUAUCCGCUGUAUUGUAUAAACGUUGUCUCUCACCGUCUGUGUGUGGAUGUUAUCCAUUUGUUAUGUGCAUGUUGCUGUGUUGUGGAAUUAUCCGCUGUAUUGUAUAAACGUUGUCAUCUCUCAUGUGUGGAUGGUAUCCACGUUGUUAUAUGCACGCUAGCCGCCUUGCGUGUAUGUUACCAGCUGUGUUACGUUAUCCACGUUGGGAGAACUCUAUACGACGCAAUGUCUGUAUGUAGCUAGUUGUGUUAUCCUGGCUGUUGAGUAGACGUUUUCCGCACCUUUGAUUGUAGGUUUUCUACGCUUUUCAUUGGACUUUUCCCACAGUUUUCCUUGGACGUUAUGUACUGAUGAAUGGAAGCUAUCCACAGUAUUAUGUGAACGUUAUCUACAUUGUUAUUUACGUCACUGCGUGUGUCACGCCCCUGUGUGGAAAAUAUCAGCUGUAUUGUGUAUUAGAAGUUUUAAUGUGUAGUGCGACCGUUAUCUGCGAUGUUGUGUGAUUUGUGCGAAGUUGCUCCCUUUAUAGUAAGGACGUUACCGGCAAUAAUAUGUACACGUUAUCUGCUGGAUUGUGAACGAUGUCCACACUGUUGUAUCCACUGUAUUGUGAGAACGUUAUAUGCGCCAUUGUGUAAAAGUGAUCUGUUGUAUUAUAUGAACGUUACACACGUUGAAUAUCAGUAUUUGUGAAUUCAAUGCGUCUUUUCGCCUUAAUAGUUGUGAGUAGUCGAAAUUGGCUCUAGUCUCCAAACACUUCGUACCUACGAAACAUCAUUUGUUAAAAAAUAAAAUGAAGACUGACAUAAUAUAAACACAUAUAAUAUACAUCCACUAAUAUGUUAUGCAAAAAAAGUGAGAUUACAUAACAUUUUACAGACACAGCCUUGUUAUGUUCAAAGAGAAUUGGUAAUAAUUGUUUGUUUUGUUUCUUUAUAUAUAUAUAU
Messenger RNA from Gigantopelta aegis, 3339 nucleotides. Its product is annotated as solute carrier organic anion transporter family member 74D-like. Lineage: Eukaryota; Metazoa; Mollusca; Gastropoda; Neomphalida; Peltospiridae. The record is from RefSeq and is a predicted model, not a curated record. The coding region runs from base 44 to 385 and encodes 113 amino acids. Gene Ontology annotation, biological process: sodium-independent organic anion transport; transmembrane transport. Gene Ontology annotation, cellular component: membrane. The transcript is spliced from 2 exons.